AUGAAUACUACUACUAUUACUACUACUACUACUAGUACUACUACUACUACUACCACUACUACUCCAUUUAUAUGGAAUCAAUUAAUGCAUUAUAUCACAAAUCAUAAACAACAACAAACCAUCAAUAAUGAUCAUAUGGAUACAAAUAUACUUAAUCAUUCUUAUUAUCCAUGUAUGAAUUCAAUAGGAAUUCUGUCAAAAGAUUCAUUAUCAUCAAUUGAUUAUGAUUAUGUAAAUAAUAAAGAACAAAUGAAUACUGCCACUAUGAUGACAAUGAUUAUGAAUUCAGACUUGAUGAUGUCAAUGUCUAAUACAAAACAAAAUACUGUGAAUAAUAAUCAACUAUUAACUUCACUUGCAUCAUCACCAAUCACACCGAAUACAACAUCUUCAUCAUUGUCACCAACGACUUCAGUUUAUCAUCAUCAUAAUCAUCAUCAGUAUUAUCAUCAAACAUCUCCAUCUUCUUCACCUCUUUCUCCUCUUCCAUCAUUUCAUCAUCAACAUCGUUAUCAUCAUAAUCAUAAUCAUUUACAUGUUAAACGUCCAAUGAAUGCAUUUAUGGUAUGGUCACGUGGUCAACGACGUAAAAUGGCUCAAGCUAAUCCAAAAAUGCAUAAUUCUGAAAUAAGUAAACGUUUAGGUAUUGAAUGGAAAUUAUUAACAGAUAAUGAAAAACGUCCAUUUAUUGAUGAAGCUAAACGUUUAAGAAUGAAUCAUAUGAAAGCAUAUCCAGAUUAUAAAUAUAGACCAAGAAGAAAACUAAAACAUUCAAGAAAACAAGAAAAAUUUACACUAUCACAACCAUCACUACCACUACCACAACCACCACCACCACCUAUUCAAGAUAUGACUUAUCAACUUUAUGGUACAACUCAUGGAUUAUCACAUUGUUCUUUAUUAAAUGGAUCAUUAAUUAAUCCAUCUCUAUUACCUUCAUUUCCAAUAUGUGAUGAUCAAAAAACAAUUCAUUUACUGAAUAAUUUAAGUAGUAUAUUCACGGAUCAAUAUAGUGAACAUACUACUGAUAGAUUGAAUACAUUGAAAAGUAUAGAAAGUAAUUCAUGUAUGACAAUUUCAAAACCUACUAAUGUAAUGGAUACAAAUCAUGGUAACUAUAGUUACAAUUGUGAACAACAACAACACCACCACCACCAUCACCGACAACACCACCACCACCAACAACAACAAUUAAUAUUAAAUAAAACAAAUUCAUUAGAAUUAAACAAACCAACAUUUAUGCUUUCACGUUUAUUAGAUAAAAUAAGUAAUAAUAUAGAGAAUAAUGAUUCAAUUAGAGAAGUGAUGACAACAUCCACAUCAACUAUGGAUAAUACCAUUGAUACAUUGAUUUAAUUCAUUGAAAACAAAUAAACAAACAUUAAAUGAAUAAUUCAUUGUUCAAUUAAACAGUGUUCGUUACAAAUGGAUAUAAAUUUUAUGAUGCAGUCUUAUAGACAUCAUUUCGAGUUUCCUGUCGUAUGUUUUCUAUUUCAUGUUUUCAAUCCUCCUCUUCCUCUUCCUCCUCCUCCUCCUACUACUACUAGUACUUCUUCGUCAUCCUCGCCAUCAUCAUCGUCAUCAUCUCGAUUAACCUUUUCAUCAGUAAAGCAAAGAUGAUCUACAAUUUCAUUUGUUGCUGAAAUCAAUCAUAUUUCCUUUUUAUAAUAACCUUUUUAACGAAAAAAAAUAUUGUUCAUUUAAAUGAUCAUUUCUGAUUAUACUACUUAUAUUACUUAUAUUGUUUACAAUAUAAUGUUAAC
Molecule: messenger RNA, 1763 nt
Organism: Schistosoma curassoni
Lineage: Eukaryota; Metazoa; Platyhelminthes; Trematoda; Strigeidida; Schistosomatidae
Source: the annotation of a GenBank genome assembly